Messenger RNA from Phycomyces blakesleeanus NRRL 1555(-), 1182 nucleotides. RefSeq lists its product as hypothetical. Lineage: Eukaryota; Fungi; Mucoromycota; Mucoromycetes; Mucorales; Phycomycetaceae. Bases 1 to 1182 code for a protein of 393 amino acids. The record is from RefSeq and is a predicted model, not a curated record. The transcript is spliced from 6 exons.
AUGAAUAACAGCAAUCUGAUUACCCAAACAUCCGGAGAGAGCAAUGAUAAAUUUAAUAUCAAUUUUUCAAUUCUAAGCAUGAAGCCAACCUGGCAAGAAAUAGACUUGUCCAGUGAUGGUCAAUACGACUUAAGAGAUUUUGUGUUGGAAGAAAACAUCUCCUCUCGUGCAAAAUCAAUGGAUGUAGACAUUGAUUUUGACCAAGAUAUGCCUACAGGUAUCGAGUCUCCACCUGCUGCCAUCAAUGCACUCAUGUCACACUACAAGAUGAACACUCUUCUUAAGAUGGAGUAUACUAUCUGUUCUGUGACAUACGACAUGUACCAGGAAGGCUGUAUCCGCUUUGACACUGUAGAAGCUGGUCAGUACGAAGAUGAUAAAGAGCAGUGCCCUCACUGUAAUAGCCAAUGGUUCCAAGAUGAGAGAGGCACUUUAAUUCUUGCACAGACCUUCCAGGUUGUGCCUCUUUCUGAACAAUUACGAUUUAAGCUUGGUAAUGCCCAGGAACAAGCCAAGAUGACAUAUGACAGAAACCGUCUUUCCGAUAGAGUUGGUUGUACAAGAUCUGAUAUCCUCAAUGAUAAUAGUGAUGUUGUUGAUCAGAAUGAUAUUUUGGUAUCGAUGUUUGUUGAUCAAUUCAAUUCUUUUGAUAAUUCAGAAAUUUCAGCAACUGUUGUGCAUGUUAUCAAUCUCAGUAUUGAUCCAAAACUAAGAUAUGAGAGAGAAAGUAUGAUUCAACUGGCAAUCAUUCUUGGGUCUAAACACCCAAAACACAUAGCAUCUUUUCUUGAAACAAUUGUAGAAGAUUUGCAUAUGUUGCAGACUUCUGGUCUGAGAAUUCAGAAGUUUUCUGGGCAAAGAUACACUGUCAAUGGUUCCAAUGUUUUUAGGGAUCUCAACAUAUUGAUAAGUCCUGCUUUCUUUGGGCUUGAUGAGAUGCAUCUCAUUGGCUAUGGGAUUGGUUAUCAGCUAUACAAUGCAUUGAAUAGCAAAUUUAAUAUGAGUAACGAGGCUGAGGACAAUGCAGUCCAACAGGCAGUUCUUGAUCAGCAGCAACAACAACAGCUUCAGAAUGAACAGAAUAACAUAGAUACGUUUGCUCUACAUAUUGGACUUGAUCAGAUUAACAGCUGUAUUGGCAAGUCCAGACCAGACAUCCCAGCAAACUUCACUGGCAGCUGA